Dovyalis caffra is the source of this 1635-nucleotide messenger RNA. Lineage: Eukaryota; Viridiplantae; Streptophyta; Magnoliopsida; Malpighiales; Salicaceae. The record is from the annotation of a GenBank genome assembly.
AUGCCUCCAAUUCCAUCUUCACUUCAUGUACUCCACCCGCGCCUGAGCCAUUACUUAAAACCUAAUUUCGUUUCUCUCUCCUACUUCUCUAUUUCACCCCGCAAAUUUCCUCUUUCUAGGCAAUUGAUUCCGAUAAACCCUAGAACUCUCUUUUCUGUAGCAUCUGCGCUGUCUCCAACAGAAAAUGGCAGCGGCGGCGGCGGAGGCAGGUCGGGCGCGCUGGCUGGUCCGCCGGUACUCGAAAAUGUCAUGCAGAAAAUUGACGUGAAUCCUCCUAAAGGUACCAGAGAUUUCCCUCCUGAAGAAAUGCGCCUCCGCAACUGGCUCUUUCACAAUUUCAGAGAGGUGUCGCAGUUGUUUGGAUUCGAGGAGGUUGAUUAUCCGGUUUUAGAAUCAGAGGCACUGUUUAUUAGGAAAGCUGGAGAGGAAAUCAGGGACCAGUUAUAUUGUUUUGAUGAUCGUGGAAAUCGCCGUGUUGCACUGAGGCCUGAGCUUACUCCCUCUUUGGCAAGGCUUGUAAUACAGAAAGGAAAAUCGCUAUCCCUCCCAUUGAAAUGGUUUGCCAUUGGACAAUGCUGGCGAUACGAGAGAAUGACUAGGGGACGGCGUCGUGAGCACUAUCAAUGGAAUAUGGAUAUAAUUGGCGUCCCUGAAGUCACUGCUGAAGCAGAGCUCAUUUCCUCCAUUGUUACAUUUUUUAAGCGAAUCGGAAUCUCAGCAUCAGAUGUGGGAUUCAAGGUUAAUAGUCGCAAGGUUUUGCAGGAAAUAUUAAGGUCUUACUCCAUAUCGGAAAACUUGUUUGCUAAGGUCUGCGUUAUCAUAGACAAGAUUGAGAAGAUUCCAGUUGAUGAAAUUAAGAAAGAAUUGAAGUCUGUUGGGAUGUCACAAGAGGCUGUUGACGAGCUGCUUGAAGUCCUUUCCAUAAAGUCAUUGUCAAAGUUGGAAGGUAGAAUUCAACAUGUUGCUGGAAGAUUACUCGUUUUUAGUUAUUUUUAUGCCAAACAUUCUCAGGGUAUCCUCUGGCAUAUGGUAACUGUUGAAUGCUUAACUAGGGCAACUGAGAUCCUUGGAGGUUCUGGGGAAGCAGUUGCAGAUCUUAAACAGCUGUUCUCACUUGCUGAAAAGUUUGGUUAUUCUGAGUGGAUUCAGUUUGAUGCAUCAGUUGUCCGUGGCCUUGCCUACUACACUGGCAUUGUGUUCGAGGGUUUUGAUAGAGCAGGAAAGUUGAGAGCCAUAUGUGGUGGUGGGCGAUAUGAUCGGUUACUCUCUACUUUUGGUGGUGAUGACCUUCCAGCUUGUGGCUUUGGCUUUGGGGAUGCUGUCAUAAUUGAACUACUCAAAGAUAAGGGUAUCCUACCAGAAUUGAGCCCCCAAGUCGAGAACAUUGUGUGCGCUCUUGAUCAUGAUCUCCAAGGAGCAGCUGCUACAGUUGCUAUCAUACUCAGGGAGAAAGGCCAAACCGUUGAUUUAGUCUUAGAAAGCAAACCUCUUAAAUGGGUUUUCAAGCGGGCAGUACGUAUAAAUGCACAAAGGCUUAUAUUGGUGGGGAAUACAGAAUGGAAAAAGGGUAUGGUUAGUGUAAAAAUCCUCGCUUCUGGGGAACAAUCUGAGAUUAAACUCGAUGAGCUAGAGUGA